AUGUCUCUGGUUCAACCUGAUGUACGGACGCUGGACCUGCACCUCGGGGUCGAACUGCGUUGGUCGGAAGCGGUCCACGGACGCGUUGAGGGCGCCACCCUCCGGAGACUCCAACGCGCGAACAAGCGCGCAACCAGCCGUCUGGCACCUCGCCUCCAGGAGGCGGUGGACGCGCGCGGGUGCGCGCCUCGAGUGCGACACCCUCACGCGACCGCGGCCCCGCCCCCGGCCCACGGGCCGCGGCCUCAGGUCUCGGAUCCCGAGCUGCACGAGUCGACGUCGCGGCAGGUCGGCGCGUAA
Gryllus bimaculatus (two-spotted cricket) is the source of this 300-nucleotide messenger RNA. Lineage: Eukaryota; Metazoa; Arthropoda; Insecta; Orthoptera; Gryllidae. The record is from the annotation of a GenBank genome assembly.